Messenger RNA from Argiope bruennichi, 3429 nucleotides. RefSeq names its product mitochondrial proton/calcium exchanger protein-like. Gene Ontology annotation, cellular component: mitochondrial inner membrane. NCBI's taxonomy places the organism in Eukaryota, Metazoa, Arthropoda, Arachnida, Araneae, Araneidae. Gene Ontology annotation, biological process: intracellular monoatomic cation homeostasis. Gene Ontology annotation, molecular function: ribosome binding; calcium ion binding. The record is from RefSeq and is a predicted model, not a curated record.
UUACUGGGUCUGUUUAUGCUGUUUAUGUCAUUGACGCUAGUCAAUGUCACGAAAACAUUUACAUCAUAUUCAACUCGUCCGGAUUGCUAGUGUAUAGAUAUACUAAUUAUGAGUAUAAUACUGCAACUUUAGAUGUAAAUAGCAAAACAUGUCUAAUAAAAUACUCAACAUUUACGGAAAAUCAAAACUUCUAAAAGUUAAAGGUCCAUCACGUCCUCCUUAUUCGUCUCCAGUGCCUUUCAUCUGCCAUCAAAAACACAAUUUAAUAUCAGAAACUUAUUUAUAUCAUCAUCAUCUUGCCUGUACAACUUUACCUUUAAACAUAUAUAACUCCUUUUAUUUGAAAAUAAAUAUCCGUCAUUUUCACUCAUCUUAUAACAAUAAAUCUAAAGAACCUUCUAAAGUUGAAGAAACUGUCAAAGUCCUAAAAGAAGAAAAAAAAGUGAAAGAAGGAGUUGAGAGUGAAGGAACUGUGUUCAAAUCUGAAUCAGCAGCUGCAGUAAGCAUACCUGAAAAGCGUUCUCUUGGCAAAAAAAUUUGGGAUGAGAUUUUGCACUACUACCAUGGUUUUCGGUUGCUUUUUGUUGGCAUAAAAAUUUCUACAAGGCUAGUCUUCAAAGUUGCAAGAGGUGAAGAAUUAACCAGAAGAGAGCACAGGCAGCUUGUUCGGACAGUGUCUGAUCUGUUUCGACUUGUGCCCUUCUCUAUAUUCAUCAUUGUCCCUUUUAUGGAGUUUUUAUUACCAGUAUUCGUGAAGUUUUUCCCGGCUAUGUUGCCAUCUACAUUUGCAACAAAAUCAGAAAGGGAGCUAAAGUUCCGGAAAGGGUUAAGAAUGCAAAUUAAAAUGGCAAAAUUUCUCCAAGAUACUCUGAAUGAAAUGGCAGUUAAGACAAAAGGGGAAACUCAUUCUCUUACAGCUAAAGAAUUUGCACAGUUUUUUGAAAAAAUCCGAAUGACUGGAGAGGAAGCUAGUAAUGAGGCUAUACUGAAAUUUUCAAAGCUUUUUGAAGAUGAAAUUACUCUUGACAGUUUAGCCAGGGCUCAACUCAUAGCACUAUGCAGGCUAUUGGAAUUGCAGCCCAUUGGAACAAACAAUUUCCUAAGAUUUCAAUUACGUAACAGAAUAAGAAAUUUAAGAGCAGAUGAUCGGAUCAUUAUGAAGGAAGGGAUUGACUCCAUGAACAUCCAAGAGCUUCAAGCUGCUUGCAGAGCCAGAGGAAUGCGUGCCCUUGGUGUCACCGAAGAGCGACUGAAAUCACAGCUCAAAAAGUGGUUGGAGCUAAGCUUACUGGAGAACAUUCCAUCUUCUCUUCUCUUGUUAUCCAGAGCCCUCUGUCUUCCUGAAAAUUUACCAGUUGCAGAUCUACUGAAAAUUACUCUUUCUUCUUUGUCAGAAACAGCUGCUACUGAAACUAAACUGAAGAUUGGUGAAAUGGAAGGCAAAGUUGACAAUAAAACUAAACUGGAACUCCUUAAGAAACAGGAAGAGGAAAUUAAGAAAGAAGCUGAGGAGUUGAAGCAGUUGAAACUGGAAACCGAGCAAAAGAAAGAAGAAUUGAGUAAGAAAGAAAAGGCAGCAGAAUUGGAUGAAUGUGACAAGGAAUUUCUUUUGGAUAAAGCUAAAAUUAUUGAAGAUUGUGCUGAGUUAUUGGAAAAAUCUCCAUCUGAAGCCAAGGAAAAUGAAUUCUCCCAAGAAGACUUCAAGGAAAUUGAAAGUGCUCUAGAAAACAUUGCUGCUGAAAAGAAUAAAUUGAUCAUUGAAAAGGAAGAAAUUGAAGAUUUGAAAGAAGAAAUGGCUGAGUACAAACAAGAUAUUAAAGAGCUUCAAGAUGUAGUCCUUGAAACAGGACAUAAAGAAAUACAUGAGUCAAAAGCAGCCUUAAGGUUAUCCAAAAGAGUGGAUAAAAUGAUAUCCGCUAUGGACCAUCUUCUUGAUGGUCUCAACAGAGACACUUUGCAACAACAGAUUCAUAGCAAAGUGAAAGAAGGUGUCAGCAUCGGGAAAGAGAGAGAUGACAUCAUAGGUAUCAAUGAGUUGGUUCUUGCCAUCAAACGGAUUCAGAAGGUGUCGGAUGACACCAGGCUCCAGAGGAUAGCCGAUGUUCUGGAGAAAAUGGAUGUAGACCAUGAUGGAGCUGUAGAGAUUGAUCAUGUGUUGAAGUUGAUCGAGAUUCUCAGAGAGGACAAUGUGAAGGUCACACCAGAGCAAAUGAAGGGCAUCAUUGACCUCCUGGUGAAAGAGAAAGCCCUUGAACUGGAGGAGAAACUCAUGAAGGAGAAUGUUGCUGAUGGGAAGAAGAUGGAAGAACAGUCAAAUAAAUAAUGCUGUGAUAUCCAGUGAUUUUAUUAUUUAUUAGAGAUUGCACAGUGGCCAUUUGCUGUAUCAUUCAAAACAUUUUAUAUUAGAGCUCAAUGUGUAAUAAUCUAUAACGUCAUGUGAGUGGUGGCUCCUAGUUCUUUUAACCAAAUAAUUGAUUUUUUUUUUAAUUGUGUAAAAUCUUUUUUGUACAUUGUCUGUAAAGUAUAACAAAUCUCAGGUUUGAACUUGUACCCAUCAUUUAAAAGCUAUGAAAUCAGUGUAAACCACUUGAUAGAAUUGGGUUACAUUCACUAGUUUGUUAAACACACAAUGAAUCUUGCGGGGGUACUUACGAAGAUCUGGAUGGUCGCCAAAGGUUAUCGCCAAGUAGUAAAGAAAGUGAGGGAUAGCUCACCGACGUCGGUUACCCAUUCGUUUCUCCCUGCGAAUGAUAUGAACCACCGAUCGUUUAGGUGUGAAGCAGUUCUUGUGCAUCCGCUUUAGCAAAUAGUUCUUAAUCUUUUUUUUGGCCUUCUCUGUAAUGCGGUUAUUCGUUCUUGUACAUCCGUUCUUGUUUAUUUUUAUUUUUUUGCCCUCGCUGUCGCAUAAAGUUCCAUUGAAUAAUGAUAUUAUUAAGGAAAAUGAAUAAUUAAAGUUCCGUUAUAUGCUAAUUAGUAAAUUAAUUACUUAUAUAAUUAAACUGCUUUUUUUUAAAAAAAUAAAUUACUCCCUAUAUCAAUAAUAAUAAUUUAUUAUUUUUUUGGCUGUAUUUUAAAUAUUUAGUAUCGCUUGUUUAGUUGCUUUCUAUUCUUGAAGUUGUAUUGAAUAAUUAUUUCCUGCAUUAUUUUCAAACUUAUAUUUUAUAACAAUUUAUAUUUUCUCUUCCUUUUCAAUUCAAGUUUCGGUUUGUGCUUACAUUAUCCCUGUUCCAGUUACAUCUAUGUAAUCUUUAAGCUUCUUUUGUUCAUUAUAAUGAUAUUUUUGUGUGUUUCUUUUUAGAAAUUAGGCUGAAAAACUCAGAUACAUAGGGGAAAAGUGCCUAAAAUUUUCAUAGAAUCGGCGAAAACAAAUUGCAUUUUUUUAAUUUUUUGAUUAUGUAUUUUUAUGAUAAUAAAAAAAAACAAUCAGUA